Messenger RNA from Pocillopora meandrina, 2569 nucleotides. The record is from the annotation of a GenBank genome assembly. NCBI's taxonomy places the organism in Eukaryota, Metazoa, Cnidaria, Anthozoa, Scleractinia, Pocilloporidae.
GUUAGAUAUCAUUGAGCGAGAGUCUUAGCACCAUUGUGAACGUCCAUAACAUUGAGAUACCUGGUCAAUUUGCCGGUUUUGCUUGAGACUUCACAACAAUGGUUGGAUCUCUCAUCUGUGGCCUCUUGCUUCUGAACGUACUGGGCACAGGUAAUGCCGAUUUAUAGAAAAGUAAAAUUUCAUCCCUUCUUAGAUAAUAUGGCGAAACUACCCACAAAACAGUAUAGAACGUUAAUGGAUAGAGAGCGCACCACCGAUGGCACAUUCAAAUAGCCAGCUAGCAACGGAGUUUGAAUGUCUAUUACUGACUAAAAAGGUUGUACCUAAUUCUUCUGUCGCAGUUUCACAAUUACUUGUUGCCUGGUAUUUUGUGUUUCAGUUUUAUUUUUUGACGUAAAUCAAGUUUCAUGUUCGCGUGUUAUCCAGAAAAAGAUAAAAAGAUUAUUAAGAGGAAAAUGUGGAAACUGUGGCAACAAGCCUUGUAAUGCUCCCGUUUGGCGACAGUCACUGAUUUAUUGCUACGAAAUUCCUAUUAAGUGUUUGAGCAAACAGUGUGAAUGAAUGCAUUUUUACGAUGUUUCAGACAUUCUCGGGCUGAUGUACUAGUGAAACUAACUUCUCAAUGUUCCGAACGCCCAGGUAGUGAUCGGUUUUCUCCGAUCAACGAUUUAUAUAUACUUUAAAAUGGGAUAAAUCAGCAUACUGAAAUAAAUUUCAAUCUAAAGGGGUAGGGCAUUGCAAGCGUUUUGUUAGUCUUCAGAAAUUUCAGUGUUAUUGAUUCUUUACCGAUUGUUUAACACAAUUCAAUUACUUGUAUAUACAACAUUUCGACAUGUUUAAAGAUUUUCGACUUACAGCCGAUAAAGGUCAAACAAACAGCCGUCUCUUAUCUUCUCGAUUGAUACGUUAUCGCGGAAACAUCGCUGGAAGCUUCAUAUGUAAAAUCAAACACUCCUUUAGAAGUUAACAGCUAUCUGCCACGUAUCUAGGUAUGAAUCAAAGCUUUUUUUCUUCAUAACUCACGACAUGAACUCGGCGCCAUUUUGUUUGUUAUGCAAUAAAAUGAAUACUACGCGCUCUGUAAUUGGUCGUGACCUGCGAUCUUCCACAAUCAAAUAUUUUCAGUCGGUAAAAAGACACUGAUCUUUGUAUGUGAAUAUCAUCAACUUUAGUACCAAAAAAAAUUAAAAUAGGAAUGCUGCUGUUGUGUCACUUUUCGAUACUCGUGAUUUUCACAAAUCCUUCAGUUUCGUGCUCAAAGAGGAGCUGUAAACUACAGCAUUAAGUAUCAAUAUUUCUUUAUUUUCUUCUUUCUGUUUUCAGGCCUGUCGUUAAGAUGCCAAACAUGUUACUCACAGGGGUCUUGGGCCAACUGUACACGUAACAGUGCGAACGUUGAUUGUGGGUCCUUUUUCGACACCUGCAUGUCAGUACACAGAACGAGAACACUCAACGAUGGAAAAAUUAUCCACGAGUUUGCAAAGUCCUGUUUCAUCAGCACUAUAUGCGAGAAAAUCUUAUGUGAAAAGAAGGAUAUGAAAGAUAAAGAGGUGGUUUGUGAUCUCACGUGCUGCGGAACCCAUCUCUGCAAUACAAGGUUAGUAUGAACCCAGAAAAGUUGUUUUUCCUUUUAUGGACUGGUCUUUGAGCGUUUAGCUUUCUGUGAGCGCGAAGACCUAUAUUGAAAUAUCCAAGAAAUUUUCAAGUCUUAGAGCGCCAAACAAUUGUUUUCGUUGCUAUGGGUAUGGCCUGACCUGCAUCCUCGCCAGGAUCCCAUUUAAAGGGGAAAAUUUGUCGUAUUCAGACAUCUCACAGCCAAGCGCCUGCCAACAUUUCAGUAAGGGUUACACGGUAGGAUCUGGGCACGAGAUUACCGGGGAGUAGCAAAACUCUCAGUCAUCGCUGGCUACGGACACCUGAAUGAGCUCUGGCGCGUGGUGGGUCAAUUGGCUUGAGUCUAGACGUGCUUAACUAGUUAGCUUUUACAAUCUUAAAAAUUGUUUCUGUCUUUAAGGCGUUUUCCUUCUCUUUCUUUUUAGAUCAGCAACAAGGAAAUCAAUCAAAAUUAAGGUUGAUGACUCCUCCGAGUUAAACUGAAUUGCCCUCAGGGUUUCACUGGUUAUUUUUAAACAAACCAACUGCCACAGGGUAGCCAGAAUAAUGCUGCUUUAAAUCCUAAUUGUAAUUUCAAUCACACCAUAUUUUCAACGAUUGUAAUAUCGUUUAUGCAACGGAAAAUCUGUAUUAAACAAUGUAUUGUCCAGAAAAACGACAUACCCGAAGAUGUAUUAAAAAUAGCCUGCGUAGUUGUUGGUUUUGUUUUUUUUUAAGGCUUUUUGAUGACGUAUUUUCUUGAACCGAUGGCAAAGGAAGUUGUUAUCGGCUCUGAUAAUGUCUUCCACUCAGGUUGUCGAAACGUCAGUCACCACUACCAACAACAUUCCUUCUCAGGACUUCCCUCACUCGGACGAUCUCUGGAUUACACCAUCAAAUAUUACUUCUGGGUUUAAAGCAUUUAAUGGAAAAAGAUUCAUUGCCAACAUGUUCUUCUGUUGGAACCAUACUGCAC